CGCCGUUCAAGACAGGAGGUGGGGCUUGUCGAAAUAUUUGUUGUGAAAGCGACACAAGGACGAAGUGCAGACAUCACCAAACUCUACUUAAAUGCAAAUUAAAGGGAGAACCAGAUAAAAUAAGACAGGUCUAAACAUGGGGAAGUCUCUGUUAAUUCUACCAAAGCAAAAAGAAGAUGAAGAGAUUCUGACUGAAGACUCAGAGCCCCGCACAGAGGAUGAUAAGCACGAUGUGUCACAGUUUCCAUAUGUUGAAUUCACAGGCAAGGACAGUGUCACCUGUCCAAGCUGUCAAGGGACAGGAAGGAUCCCGAGAGACCAAGACAACCAGCUAGUUGCUUUGAUACCAUACAGUGACCAAAGGCUAAAGCCAAGACGGACGACGCUGUACGUGUUAUUAUCAGUUUUUGUCUGUCUGCUGCUGUCUGGCCUGGCUGUGUUCUUUCUGUUCCCACGGACUAUUGAUGUCUCCUACGUCGGCGUCAAGUCAUCCUACGUCACCUACGAUAAAGACAGACGGAUAAUCUACCUAAAUAUCACGAACACCCUGAACAUUACCAACAAUAAUUACUAUCCGAUUCACGUGGCCAACGUCACAGCACAGGUGCAGUUCUACAAGACCGUUAUUGGAAAGUCUGUCGUCAACAACGUCACCAUGAUUCUCCCGCUCGAUAUGCGACAGAUUGAUUACACCGUUCCCACCAUUAUAGCCGAUGAGAUGAGCUACAUAUUCGAUUAUUGCACUUUGGACUCUAUUAAAGUGCAUAACAUUGUUGUCAUGAUGCAGAUGACCGUGACCACUGUGUGCUUUGGCCAUAUCGAGCAGGUGUCUCAGGAGAAGUAUCUGUAUGUGGACUGCGGUUCAAACACAACAUCUUCUCAUGGACACAUGAUACAUUAAUGCUCUUUCCCCUCUCAUCAUGCUCUUAUGUACUGAUCCAAGCAUAUGAAUGCCAGAAGAUGAGGUGCAUAAAGCUGAUUGGUCAGUGAGAGUUGUUGCUUUAUUGCUUUAUUACACCAUCAUUAAUUCUAACCUUGCACGUAGAGUUUGUUUAGAUGCACUGUGUAUUUUGUGAGAAGUUUCACCAUAGGGCUUUAAAGAUCUGAAACCACUAUAUCUUCAUGUGUUAAUAUUUUCAUUAUAUUGUUUUACAGUGUGUGGCAUUUUAAGCUAUUACUUUAUUCACUUUACAGUCUUUUAUUCAUUUUAUUUAAAUGAAUAUCUCAUAUUCUGUAUAUAUUUAAGCUACAUACCCAAAUCAUUAGCAUUAAAGGUGGGAUGCAUGAUUUAAAAAAAAAAAAAACACUUUGGAAAAGGAAGUCGGGCCGAGUCCAAAACACACUUGUAGCCAAUCAGCAGUAAGAGGCGUGUCUACUAACCGACAUGUGUGGGCAGGUCUAUCAAAAGAAGGUCCAGAUUCUAUUGGGGUAGGGGCGUGUUUGUUUAGGUGAUUUCAAAUGUCAACAAUGGCUUUCAAAGAUCAUGCACCCUGCCUUUAACAGAAUUUUAUACAUUCAGACGUGUUUGUAUUUAUAGUUGUGGACUAAAAUAUUGGCACCCUUGGUAAAUAUAAGCAAAGAAAGCUAUCUCCAGUCGAUUUAAAAGUCUUCAUUGUGGAAAUUGAUAUUUCUAGUCACCUUGAAGUGGUAAGAAAAUGUUAAUAUUAUUGGAAAUACACUUCAGAUUUAUUAUAAGGGGUGCUAAUAAUUGUGUACAGUGUGUAUUAGAGAAAAACCUUUAUUUAAUAAUGUAACCCCCCCAUUUCAAUUGUUUAACUUCAAUAAAACAUUGUAUUUUUGUGAUUUUCUUUUUUAUUAAAGCUCAAAAGGAGAAACAUAGGUUUAUUUUCCCAGCUUUUAUUGCUCGGAUAUACCAAGGGUGCCAAUAUUUUUGUCCAUAAUGUAAAUGUCUGUUUCUAACUACAGGGAACAUUCAUUUACCAGAAUCAUUUCCAAAUGGUGAAUUUUUUUAGGUGGCACAUUCUGACAGCCAACACAAAAAAGCCUUCACUCUAAAAAAACAAACGGUGCUAUAUAGCACCAAAACUGUUGAUUUGAAUCGUAACCAUAGAAGAACCGUUUUUAGUGCCAUAUAGCACCGGUGAAGAACCGGUGAAGCACCUGUGUGGAACCAUAUAGGGGCCAUAUAGCACCACAUUUGGUUCUACAUAGCCCUAUAUGGUUCUACACAGGUGCUUCACCGGUACUUCACCGGUGCUAUAUGGCACUAAAAACGGUUCUUCUAUGAUUACGAGCAAAGAACCACUUUUGGUGCUAUAUAGCACCGUUUGUUUUUAUAGAGUGUUGGAUGACAGUGAAAAUGCUUUGGUCAAACAUUAAAAGUAAUGGAAAACAUUAAAUAAAAUGUUUGUUAUAUGGAAAAUAAUUCGUUUUAUAUUUGGAAAGAGAUUUAAGUCAUUUCAUAGUUUUGCAAGCACAAUAUUGCAACCAGUUAUAUUGGAGAGACGUUAUUUAUCUGGGCCAUUAAAUCUCAUAACGGAUGUUUUUGCAUGACAUUGAUGUAGAUCAUUGAUAUGAUGAUGAUGUUAUUUUAUAAUUUUUUAUUUUCUUGUUUAUACGGGAAUGGCACUUAUAUAUCAAAAGCAUUUUUGAAAGACACUUUACAUGUAACUGUUAUUAUUUUAGUGUGAUUUAUCAAAAAUCUGAUUUAUUUAAUGGAA
Messenger RNA from Paramisgurnus dabryanus, 2681 nucleotides. RefSeq names its product transmembrane protein 106Ba (gene tmem106ba). Lineage: Eukaryota; Metazoa; Chordata; Actinopteri; Cypriniformes; Cobitidae. The record is from RefSeq and is a predicted model, not a curated record.